AUGGCUGCCUGGUCUGAAUUCUUACCCUUUGCUCAGGGUGGUUGCAUAUUGGCGAGCAAUGGUCACCGCUGGAGAGAGAUCCGUCGGUACGCCGUCACAACGCUGAAGAACUUUGGGAUGGGCCGGAGGAGCAUAGAGGAGAGGGUGAAGGAGGAGGCCAGGAGUCUGGUGAAGGCCUUCGGGGAACAUGAGGGUGCGGUCUUCCAACCCAAUGAGUGCUUGUGUAAAGCCGUGUCCAAUGUCAUAUGCACCAUUGUGUUUGGGCAGCGGUUUGAGUACGAUGACACAGAGUUCCUGCUGCUCUUAGUCUUCAAAGUACUGUGUAGCCCAAUUGGCAUGCUCUACAACAUCUUUCCCAGAAUUGUGGAGUAUCUACCUGGAAAACACAGACACAUGUUUGCCCUGCUUCAGAAGUUCAGGGAGUACGUGAGAAGGCAGUCAGACAUUCGACUGAAGCACCUGGAUACCAAUUCCAUGCCACAGGAUUACAUGGAGGCCUUCUUGAUUAAAAUGGUUCAGGAGAAGGACGCCCCAAAUAGUGAGUUUCACUAUGACAAUCUGCUGGGCAGUGUGUGGAGCCUGUUUUCAGCCGGGACUGAGACGACCUCCUCAACCCUGAGACAAACCCGGAAAUACAAGCUGCUGUACUCCAAUAGAAUAAAUAAAUAUUUGGAAUGUUCCCUCUCAACAUGUGUCCAGAAGGAGAUUGAUGAGGUGAUUGGACAGGACAGAAGUCCGUCCAUGGACGACAGGUCUAAGAUGCCCUACACAGACGCUGUUAUCCAUGAGGCCCAGCGCACCAUGGAUAUCGCUUCCAUCUCUGUGCCUCACAAGGUGACUGUCGGCACGGAGUUCAAGAACUACUACAUCCCCAAGGACACUAUUGUUUUCGCACUGCUCUCUUCCGUUCUCUUUGAUUCCAAAUUGUGGAAGAACCCAGAUAACUUUGACCCCUAAAACUUCUUGGAUGAAGAGGGACGAUUUAAGAAGAAUGAUGGCUUCAUGCCUUUUGGAUUAGGGAAGCGUAUUUGUCUGGGCGAGGGACUGGCACGGAUGGAGCUCUUCGACUUCUUCACCUCUCUUCUCCAGCGCUUCACCUCUCUUCUCCAGCGCUUCACCUUUGUGGGCACCCAGCCCCCAGAGGAGAUUGAUGCCAGCCCUACAUGCAGCAGCUUUGGCCGGUUGCCUCGCACCUACGAGUGCUACGCCAAACCCAGGGCAUAG
This is a messenger RNA of Alosa alosa (allis shad), 1224 nucleotides long. RefSeq names its product cytochrome P450 2M1-like. Gene Ontology annotation, cellular component: intracellular membrane-bounded organelle; cytoplasm. The transcript is spliced from 8 exons. Lineage: Eukaryota; Metazoa; Chordata; Actinopteri; Clupeiformes; Clupeidae. Gene Ontology annotation, molecular function: iron ion binding; heme binding; oxidoreductase activity, acting on paired donors, with incorporation or reduction of molecular oxygen, reduced flavin or flavoprotein as one donor, and incorporation of one atom of oxygen. Gene Ontology annotation, biological process: xenobiotic metabolic process. The record is from RefSeq and is a predicted model, not a curated record.